Ectocarpus siliculosus is the source of this 1679-nucleotide messenger RNA. Lineage: Eukaryota; Phaeophyceae; Ectocarpales; Ectocarpaceae. The record is from the annotation of a GenBank genome assembly.
AUCCAAACUCCCCAACGUAGGUAGCGAGGCAAGGGGGGAGACUACGCCCGGUAAACGAACGACGGCACCGCCGCGCACGCAGCUGUACACGUAGUGAGAGGGAAGCGGGAGACGGAGCACAGGUAGAGGGGCAGGGGGUGACCGGCGGUACCAUGCCGCUGAAGGAGGGCAACACGCCCUGGUUCCACUUUGACCCUGUCCUCUUCUUGCCUCUGUGGAUUGGGAUCUGGCGAUGGGGAGCGUACCUGAUCCUGAAGGGCAUCCCCAGCCUGCUCUACAAGCCGAUACCCAUCAGCGAAGAGCUCGAGCAAGGGCAUUUGCCCGUCAGCACUCAGAUGAUGACGAUGAUCAUCCCCGUUUACAUGCCGGAGCCUGGCUUCGAGGAGUGCCUCCAGAGCUGGGUCGACAAUCGACCGAAAACCAUCGUGAUUGUGGUGGACACCAACUCGUAUCAACAGGUGCUCAACAUCGUGGAGACCGUGAACCCUCGCGCCACUAUCAUCCGCGUCGUGGAGGAGUCCAAGCCCGGCAAGCGCGCCGCCAUGUACACCGGGCUGGCCUACGUUGACACGGAGAUCACCGUGUUCGCUGACGACGAUGCCCUCUACGGCCCCGCCGUGCUCAAGAGCCUCAUCAUGCCCUUUAAGGACCCGGCCAUGGGCGGUUGCGGCACCCGGCAGAUCGCUCGCCCGAAGGCGGACAAGUUCUGCUUCUCGGACAUCAUGAUGGACAUGCGUCUGUACCAGCGAUACCUUGAGUACCGCGCCACCACCUUCAUGGGCGGCGGUUCCACGUGCCUUUCAGGCCGAACCAUGGCCUACCGCACGCAGCUCUUCCGCUUCGACGGCUUCAAGAACUACUUCCUGAACGAGCACUUCGCCGGACAGCUGCAGCUCUCGGGAGAUGACAAGUGCCUGACGCGCCUCUGUAUCAUGUCGGACUACAAGAUGUGGCAUCAGAUCUGCGAGGUGUGCACCCUGUCCACCCAGUUCGAAGAGGGCGCCAAGCUCCGCGCGCAGCUUCUGCGCUGGAGCCGCAACUCCUGGCGCUCGGACAUCAAGAUGCUCUUCCUCGAGCGCUCGGUGUGGCGAAAGUACCCGUGGCUCGCGGUGACAUCGCUCGACAAGAUGAUCUCCCCCUUCACCAUGGUGUACGGUCCGAUGGCCGUCCUGUUCUAUGCUUUCUGGGAGCAGAACAUGUUCAUCCUGGUCGCGUUCGCCUGCUACAUCCUGGUGACCCGCGUGAUGAAGACCGUCAUGUACUUCACCUGGUCCCGCCCGCGUCCCCCCUGCCGGUGGUUCUGGUACAUCGGCCCCUUCAUCUUCGUGCAAUACUGGGGAGCCGUGAUCAAGCUGUACGCCCUGUGCACGCUCAAGGACCGGAGGUGGGGCAACCGCGAAGUGAAGGUGAACGCCCAGAACGAGAUCGUGAGGACCGGAGAGUUCGAAGACGCGGAGGAGGAGGAGGGCGACGCGGCCGUGAAGGAGGCCCCGCCCGGCAUGUCGCCCGAGGGCAGCGAGGAGUGGGACGAGCAGGAGUACGAGCAGGAGGGUAAGCACGAGUACGCAGGGGACGUGGGACUCGAGAUGGUGGACGUGGACUUGGAACACGAGCGUGAAGCCGCCAGGCACGCGCAGCACGCACACCAGUACAGCGGCGGAGGCGGCGAGGUCUACUAA